GAAGGGGAAAAGCGAGAAGAAACAGAGACAGUGAGGGUUUAGGGUUUUACCCUGCAUUUUCCCACCCUUGCUUGUAGACACGGAUUGCAAGCCAAAAUGCGAGGAAUUCAGCUGUCGUUGAAUCAAACCCAGAAGAUCAGGCUGCAGAGAGCUCUCCAGCAGCUCGAAUCCCUUUCUUCCAAGGUCAAUUCCAACGCUUCCGUCACCGUCGCAGACACCAUCCCCAUCAACAACGAAGACAGCAUUCUCAAGGGGCAUGGAACCUCGGAACGCGGCGGUGAUGUGGUUGCGACGUUGUGUGGGGUGGUGGAGCGGGUUAACAAGCUGGUCUAUGUACGGACCUUGCGCGCCAGGUAUAAGCCGGAGGUUGGCGAUAUCAUAGUGGGACGCGUUGUUGAGGUGGCUCAAAAGCGUUGGAAACUGGAAAUAAAUUUCAGCCAAGAUGCAGUGUUAAUGCUUUCUUCCAUGAACUUGCCUGAUGGUAUUCAGAGGCGGCGAACUGCAUUGGAUGAGCUCAACAUGCGCUAUAUAUUUGAGGAGAAUGAUGUUGUAUGUGCUGAGGUUCGUAACUUCCAGCAUGAUGGUACUCUCCAGCUGCAAGCCAGAAGCCAAAAGUACGGAAAGCUCGAGAAGGGUCAACUUUUGAAGGUUCCACCAUAUCUGGUGAAGAGACAAAAACACCAUUUCCAUCAUCUGGAUGAGUACGAUGUCGACGUGAUUCUUGGAUGUAAUGGCUUCAUCUGGGUUGGUGAACAUGUGGAUGUCCGAGAGAGCAUGGUGGAGGAUCAAACAGAAAAUGCCGGAGAGCAGAAUUCGAGGUCUAAUAAAUCCCUUGAGGACACUCCGAUAGAGACGAGGCGGCGCAUAUGUCAGAUCGCGAACGCUAUCCGUGUGCUAUCCAAUUUAGGCUUCAAUAUAACUGUGGAAGUGAUACUGGAAGCGGUUAACUUGAGCAGCAAGCUGGAUUGUGGUGUGGAUGAGAUGCUGGGACCCGAGUUCCAUGUUGCUCUGGCUGAGAGAGAGGCUCAACGGCGUUCACAGUCGAAGAAGAAAGGAUGAAACUAGUAGGGAUUCUGGUGUGAUAUGUAACCAAGGCUUAACUUACUAUUUUGUGCAAAUUUUGUCUGUUGUUCCUAUACUGCGGUUCUUAAAGCUUGUGCUCCUAAUCAGACCAGCGACAGCCUACUAGCCACCAAAAGUGUCGUUUACUUACGUUGAAAGUGACCAUGACCUUGGAUAACGAGUUAAGCAUUACGAAUUUAUGAAA
Messenger RNA from Linum tenue, 1267 nucleotides. Lineage: Eukaryota; Viridiplantae; Streptophyta; Magnoliopsida; Malpighiales; Linaceae. The record is from the annotation of a GenBank genome assembly.